Molecule: messenger RNA, 1524 nt
Organism: Cyphellophora europaea CBS 101466
Lineage: Eukaryota; Fungi; Ascomycota; Eurotiomycetes; Chaetothyriales; Cyphellophoraceae
Exons: 2
Coding region: 1-1524 (507 amino acids)
Biological process (GO): proteasome-mediated ubiquitin-dependent protein catabolic process
Cellular component (GO): nucleus
Molecular function (GO): ubiquitin binding
Source: RefSeq, a predicted model, not a curated record
AUGGACGACGAAGCGAUUUCUCAGAUCGUUGCGGUGACCGGCUGCAACCCAGAUAUCGCUCGACAAUAUGCACAAUUAGCGGACGGUGAUCCAAACCAGGCGGUCCAGCUGUUUUUUGAGAAUGGCGGAGCUGAUCUCUCCACUGGUACCUCUGCGCCGCCGCCGCCACCACCACCAUCCUUCAGACCUGCGGCCGCUGGCAACUCCUCAGAUCCUAUCAACGUGGAUGACGAUGAUAGUGCUCCAUCUCGGCCCCACCAGUCGUCCAAUUUCGAAGACGAUGAAGCGAUGGCGAGACGAUUGCAAGAGGAGGCAUACGGAGAUCAAGAGCAAGGCGUCCGCGCGCCGAUUGCUCGGCACGCAGAAACGCUUGCUGGACCUGGAGCAGAUAUGAUGGAUGAUUUCGAAGACGCCAUGCAAGCCAGAAUGCAGGCCUUCAGACAGCGGCAUCAGCCACAGGCUCAAAGAGGUAUAUUCAACCAGCGAGAAACCUCUGCCAUCUGGACCGAUGAGGGCGAACCGCAGCCAGAUCUCGCAGAAGCCACGGGAGGAGCAUCUGAACAAUCAGCACGAUCCAAUAUGCUUGCACGACUUUUCCAACCACCUUGGGACCUCAUGUUCACAGGCAGCUGGGAAGAAGCAAGAGAUGAAGGCAAGGAGGGCAAGAAGUGGCUCUUGAUUAAUAUCCAGGACGGCUCCAUCUUCGACUGUCAAGCACUGAAUCGGGAUUUGUGGAAAAACGACGGUGUUGUUGAUACGAUCAAGGAAAACUUCAUCUUCCUGCAGUACAGCAAAGACGAUCCGCGCGCUUCAGACUACAACUCCUUCUACUUCCAAAACCAUGACAACCCGGACCAAUAUCCACAUGUCGCCAUUGUGGACCCACGGACUGGUGAACAGGUGAAGCUAUGGUCCAGAAAGAUCCCGACAUCUUCAGACUUCUUGAUGCAGCUCCACGAAUUUCUCGAUCGCUACAGCCUCGACAAUAACGCCCGCAACCCGGUGGCUAAACGGAAAUCUGAAGUUAAGAAGGAGAAGUCUGUACAUGAGAUGACCGAGGAGGAGAUGCUGGAGCGGGCCCUACAAGCUAGUCUUGCCUCCGAAGCGGUUGAGAAGCCGUCGACAAAGGAAGAUCCCGAUGAUCUCACCCGGAGCAUUGGGGACAUGAGAAAUCAAGGCGAAGCUAUGGACAUUGACCAGAACGGCAAUGUGGCGAAGGAGCCCACGCCUUUCUCUCUCAUUUCAUCAGACCAGCCACAUGUCCAACCCGAGGCUGGCGAAGGCAUUACUCGUGUGCAAAUUAAACAUGCAGGCGGGCGCAUUAUCCGACGCUUUGCGCAAAACGAUCCUGUGCAACGCAUCUAUGAAUUCCUGAAAGCGGAACCUAUCGAGGGCAAGGAUGGCGCCGAAUUUGAGCUGAUCUCGAUGAAUAAGAACCUCCUCGAAUCGCGACACGAGACCAUUGAGGCGGCAGGCCUGAAGAAUGGCACAGUAAUGGUGGAAUUCGUUGACAGCGCGGAAUAA